AUGCCCCAGGCUCCUUCUUGGGCGCCUGGCGCUCUGCAGUUUGGCUGCGACAGCGGCGUCCCGCUGUGCACGGACCCCUUGGGACUGGCGGGUCUCUAUCUCGGGGGCUCAGAGGGGUUAAUUCGAGGCGGCGGGAUUGGGUCUGCCCUAUCCGUGGGGGCAGCAUCGUCGCCGUUUGCUGGGCUCGGGGCGGAAUUCGGGAAGAUGAACGCCCAGGAGAUCAUGGACGCCAAGGCGCUCGCCGCCUCCAAAAGCCACAGCGAGGCAGAACGCCGCCGGCGGGAGCGUAUCAACACCCACCUCGCCAAACUGCGCAGCUUGCUCCCCAGCACCACCAAGGUGAGACCUUUACGCCUCCAUCAGCCACAAUUCACCGCCCACAGCAUACCCAUGAGGACACCAAUAAUGAAACCUAGUAACCUUCACAUGCCAAUUGAGCGUAAUCGUAUUCUACGAGUGGUUUGAUUCGCUUAGAGUAGCAUUCUAUUUACUAAUGAUCCAUCGGAGAUCUUCCUCAGAUGGUCCUUUCAUUGGACUGAAUACUGAUGUGUUGGAAUACUCUUGGGUCGCUCUCCUUCCUCUUUAUCCCGCUGUCCCUCUCACCGCCUCCUCUCUCUCCAUCUCUCUCUCGCUCCCCCUCCCUCUCUCGCUCUCUUAGAAGCUUUUUUAGAAGCUGCUGGGAAGAGGAAGGGGCGAAACAAGGGUAGAGGCUGGAGCCGGGCCGGCCACUUGACAGGAUAAACCUAGUCCAUUGGAUGGAGGAAAUGUUACCGUCGAGCUGCGGAACCUAGCUUACCGUAACUCCGGCGGCAACAAAAAGAAAAAGCUUCCAUGGGAGUUUGUUUUACAGGAACAGCGUGAUACGAUAGGAAAGACAAACCCACAUUCCUGUCAGAUAGAAAUAGGGAGAGUUACAGACGUAAAGAGAGAUAGAAAGAGCCUAGCUUUGUCUUUGUAGCCUAUCCACAGCAUAAGUGCAUGCGCACAACUCAAUCCGAUAAGGUCUACACUCUCUUCUCCUUCUUCUUCUUCUUCUUCUUCUUCUUCUUCUUCUUCUUCUUCUUCUUCUUCUUCUUCUUCUUCUUCCGCAGCUUAACCUGAUACGCGUGUCUCUAGCUCUUCCAUCCCUCGUACUCCUCCAUCAAAUCCCGUCUUCUACUCCAUACUGUUCGGACGUUUCAUGACUGCACUCUGAUCUUAUAGACUGAGUUCAUUUGUUUUUUCCUAUAGACCGACAAGGCCUCUCUUCUGGCGGAGGUGAUUCAACACGUCAAGGAGCUGAAGCGCCAGACGACGGAGAUCGCAGAGGAGAGCCCGGUGCCAACCGAGUCAGACGAGCUCACCGUGGACUCCGCGAGUGACGAGGAAGGCAGGUUCAUAGUGAGGGCCUCGCUGUGCUGUGAGGACCGGUCGGACCUCCUCCCCGAUCUCAUCAAAGCACUCAAAUCUCUCAAGCUGCGGGCUCUCAAGGCUGAGAUCACGACCCUCGGUGGCCGAGUCAGGAACGUGCUCGUCAUUGCCUCGGAGAACGAUGAUGACACCGGCGACCCCGACUUUGCCUCCCGCCGCCAUCAGUCCAUCGCGACGGUACACGAAGCACUCAAGGCUGUUAUGGAGCGGACGUCUACCUCUGAGGAACCCUCGAGCGCCACCGCCGGUGGCGGAAGCGGCGGUGGCGUGAAGAGGCAGCGGACGACUGGUCUGUCCAGUAUACUCGAACACACGUCCAUCUAA
Spirodela intermedia is the source of this 1734-nucleotide messenger RNA. NCBI's taxonomy places the organism in Eukaryota, Viridiplantae, Streptophyta, Magnoliopsida, Alismatales, Araceae. The record is from the annotation of a GenBank genome assembly.